GCUUUUUCCCCUCUCUCCUCUUCGUCCACCUGUUUUGAGUUAGUUUACAAAGUAACUACUCUGUUCGGAGUAGUUAGCGAUUGAUCUGGAUCGCAUGGGUGAGGUAAUCAUGGUCAUGUGCCCGACGCUGCGAGUCAGCCAGCCCGCUCACACACUCUCUCUCCCGCUCUUCCGCCCGGAAUGCUGUCGCUUCUGCUGCCGCCGCCUUCGUUACUUUUUCCCAUUCGAUCAGAUACAUCUAUGGGUACCCAGCAGGUGGCUGGGUAGAUGCAUACACAAUAUUUCGAGACAUCUACACCGGCUCGCUUUAUGUCUGAAAAUCAGGGCCAUAUUGAACAAUGGCUAUCAGCGUACAAUAUUACAAGCUACUACUGCCCGAGUUGGCAGGAGUGUAAGAACGGCUAGUAAUUAGUUAAUUGGGAUGUUAUUGCAGCUACAGGCUAUCCCACACACUUGACGGACAUCGUUGGCGCUUGCAACAGUUGCUCUAUCCAUUCGCCAGCCACCCGGACUAGGGUCAUGCAUAACUGGGGGGUA
Messenger RNA from Aspergillus welwitschiae, 537 nucleotides. RefSeq lists its product as uncharacterized. The transcript has a single exon. Bases 95 to 412 code for a protein of 105 amino acids. The record is from RefSeq and is a predicted model, not a curated record. Lineage: Eukaryota; Fungi; Ascomycota; Eurotiomycetes; Eurotiales; Aspergillaceae.